AUGUCGGAUACGCAGGUUGCGAUCACCUUGCUCCCUGUCGACAACCAGGAAGAUCCGACCCCAGCUUCCCGAUACCUUACUCUGUCUGAAGAUAACCCGAUUAUUCCCCUCGGUCGAUCGUCAAAGCGCGAAACCCGAAACCGUGAGCCUGCGAGUGAUAAUGGCUGGUAUGAAUCGCGACACGUCUAUAUCUACGACUCUGGCUCAACUCAUGGCACCUGGCUCAACAACCUCAAACUGAUACAGGAACAGAAGACUCCUCUGGUGAAUGGCGAUAUUCUACGAUUCGGUGUCAACGUAGAUCGCGGCGACGGUAAGCUUCGGAAUUUCUUGGUUUACAUUCCUUGUGGUGACAUUCUGACAUCUUUGAUAGAAGAGUUUCCUGCACUGAGUGUCCGCUGCGAGAUUAAAUGGUCCGAAAAGGAGUACGAAUCGACACCCACUUUCCGAUUCCACCUUAGGGAAUAUUUCACUGACCCCUCUCGAUUCAGCUCGGUCGAAGAAAUCCCAAAAGCCAACAUCCCAGAACCGAAAUCGAUAAUCGCGUUUAACCCGGAGGAUGCUCCCCGUCCAACCUCAUCCAGCAACACGUUCUGUGUACCGGAGGAUGACAGCGAUAUCGAGGAUGUCCCGGCCAAUAAUGUGACUCUCACAGGAUUCGAUGGAGCGAGCGCUUCAAAUAUUCCACCUUCUGUCAGAGCUGCACCAAAGCUGCACGAUAUUAUCAACCUGGACGAUGACCAAGAGGCCCACCCGAAACAUCAGCACCAAGCCGAUCCACCCAAGCAAUUUUCUGUUUGGGACUCUGGGCCAGGGGAUGCCUAUGCAGAGCAAGAGUCGGACCACGAAUAUGUGCUUUCCGAAUAUUCCGAUGAGGAAUCGGACCUGGAGUCUUCCAAAUCUACUUCAUCUCAUACGAGUGAGGGUGAGGUUGUCACGAAACAAUUCAAAUUCGUCGAACGAUCCGAAAGCCCGGAAGACGCCAUCUCAGACGAGGAUCCUGAUAUUAGCGACAAUGAUAAGGAUGAGUGCAUUGAUCCAAGGGUGCUAGCUCAAAAGAAUAGCCUAGAGCCCACUCUCUCCGACAAGUUUGAGAAUGCAUGGAUGGCUCAAAAGGCGGCGCAGCCCAUCAGUCCGAUCAAGCCUUUCAGCACUCGUCUCCCCCCACCCACAUAUCCCUGUGCCCCAUAUGGCAGGAGCUAUAGUCCUCCAGCUCCUACGGAAGCCGGAAAUCUAGUUGGUACACAUAUGCCUCUUCAGCUAUCUUCAUAUUACGACCCGAUCAACUCCCCGUACCCAGGGUAUAGAGACGGUCCAUUUUCAUGGGAUUGCCAGUCUGUUCCUGUUCCACACUCUCCUACUCAUUUACCUUCUUCGUGGAGUCAGCUCUCGUCCCUAAAGCACAGGAUCCCUGAUUUGCGAGACAAUCUCUCGGAGAUACGUAAGAACAAGAUUGAGACAGCGCACGAGAAUGAAACACUCCUGAGGCCAACUUCGUCUACCUUGAAGCGCAAGGCUUCUGAGAUGGAGUCCCAGGAUAAUCUGCAAGAUGCCCAAAAGCCUGAUCUGGUGUACCCAGAAUCUCAGGAGCCCGAACUCGACGAAAUUUCCCAAUCUCAGGUAGUAUCCGCUAUUACCUCUGCGCUUUCUGAGGCUGGGGAGAAAUCUGAACUCGAACCUCCCGCAAAGAGACCCAAGCCCUCUCCUGCCCCUCCCAAGAACUUGACACACUAUACGGCCACUGCCGUUGUUAGUGCUCUACUCGGAGGGUUGGGGACCAUUGCUUUACUGGCGGCUCUACCAGCAGAAUACUUCCAGUAG
This is a messenger RNA of Penicillium waksmanii, 1821 nucleotides long. RefSeq names its product FHA domain protein. The coding region runs from base 1 to 1821 and encodes 606 amino acids. Gene Ontology annotation, molecular function: protein binding. The transcript has 3 exons. The record is from RefSeq and is a predicted model, not a curated record. NCBI's taxonomy places the organism in Eukaryota, Fungi, Ascomycota, Eurotiomycetes, Eurotiales, Aspergillaceae.